Molecule: messenger RNA, 2241 nt
Organism: Salvelinus sp. IW2-2015
Lineage: Eukaryota; Metazoa; Chordata; Actinopteri; Salmoniformes; Salmonidae
Product: T-cell differentiation antigen CD6
Biological process (GO): zymogen activation
Cellular component (GO): plasma membrane
Molecular function (GO): serine-type endopeptidase activity
Source: RefSeq, a predicted model, not a curated record
GACAUUUUCACACAGUUUGGGGUUAUGCAGUGAUCAGAGCUAGAUAUCAAGGGAAACUUACAUUUUUCUGUUUUCAUUGUUUUAUUUGUGUAUUUGAAUAGACAAAUACACUAUGAAUUUGGUGAAACUCAUUUUAAUCCUCCAAACGCUUCAAUCUUGUCAAGCAUAUAAAGAUGACUCCUCUCAAACUAGAAAAAAUGCAUCACAAUCGGAGCUUGAUAAGAAUCAAACUGAGCCCUAUAUAACUCAACAAUCCAAUGCAUGCUCCUGGAGUCCCAGGAUCCUUAGAGAUGAGAUAUGGACUUCAGUCACAUUCACUGCAGAGUCCAGAGACCAAGUAGCCCAUCAGAUCUGUAUGGAACUUGGCUGUGGUGGAGUCUACAGUCUUACUGAGACCAGCGCACCACCCAACAGUACCUGCCUCACAAACUGCACCUACCAUGAAUAUCGUCUUCAGAACUGCUCCCAAGUUGUGAGGAUUAAUUGCACAAUGGUGUCCGAUGUCGUUUGUGAGCAUCAGGCUGUGAGGCUGGCUGGAGGCGAGCACCGCUGUGCUGGACGUGUGGAGCUGUGGAGAGAGGCGCAGCAGUGGGGCACGGUGUGUGAUGAUGAGUGGGACUUGGGGGACGCUGAUGUGGUAUGUGCCCAGCUUGGCUGUGGGUAUGCUUUGAGUGUGACAGGGCAGGGUGGUGCCUUCCCUCAGGGCAAGGAUCCCAUCUACCUGGAUGAGCUGAAAUGUACUGGCAAAGAGGGCAACCUGUGGCAGUGCCCAGCGUCAAGUGAAAGCCAUGACUGUGGGCACAAGGAGGACGCUGGGGUGGUUUGCUCAGAGCUGAAGGCAGUGAGGCUGACCGGAGGUGUGGACCGCUGUUCUGGUAAAGUGGAGAUCCACCGUAAUGGAUCAUGGGGGACAGUGUGUGAUACCUGCUGGGGGAAGGAGGAAGCCUCAAUGGUGUGUUCCAUGUUGGGCUGUGGGGAGCCAGUUCAUUUUGCAGCUUUCAAACCCCCUUUCACUCACAACGAUGGUACCCUGUGGUACUACCAAUGCUUUUCAAAUCACCCAGACCUUUGGCAGUGUGAGGAGUUUGCCAACAAGACACUAUUUUGCACUGACUCUAAAGCGGCUGGACUUAUUUGUAGUGGAUCACAUGGACGAUAUCUUCCAGUUACAACAGAAGCAGCUACAACAGUACUAAGCAGGACGCAAGGCCCAGUGACUACAGCCAGUGUAUCAAAUCAUGGCUUCCCAUUCUCCAUGUCCUUAGAGCUGCUGGGGUGCAUCUCCCUGUCCUUCCUUUUGCUCAUGGCUCUGGUCACAAACUCUCUGCUUUGCUGCCACUACAGGAGGAGAGAUGCUCUCUUAGUCCAGCAGCGACAUGCUAACCUGCAGACGCCAACUGAGCUUCAUGACAACGACUACCGGGACUCUGUGAAUCUCAUCAAGGUCACAACCAGCAGCCCAACAGAAAAUGAUGUCCCAUCAAAUCCCAGAUAUCAGUGGACCCAGAGUAGUGUGGACAGCACCUCAGUGGAUACAGACUAUGAGCAGUGUGAUCUAAGCACAGAGGCAGCUGUGCAUAUGACCACCUUUCAGAAUUCUAUACGAUACAAACAAGAUACCAGGAACCCUUUUAUGAGGGCUACAGCUCUGGACAGUCUAUCUGAGGAAGCACAUGCAGGAGACAACCAUAACGUUUUCAUAGGAGGCAUUGUUGACCAAGAUCCAGGAUGCAAUUUAGGACCCCCAAGUGUGGACUCCUUUGAUUCUUCCAGCACCUCUUCCGAGGAAUGCUAUGAAAACACAGGCAAAGAUGUAGAGAAUAUAGUGACAUCAGAGGGAAUGGAUCCAUGGCAACCUCCAGUUACCCACAAUGCAAAUAACCACCUGAUGCUUUCAAGGAACCCUGAUCAAACCCAUUCACAUGACCAGGGAGUGGCUGAUGGGAACAGUGGUGAUUAUGAGGAGGAGGGCCACCUGAACUUUCCUGACCCCAACCAGUCCCCCUCAGAGGGUGACUAUGAUGACAUCGCUAACUACCUGGACUCAAACCCAAAGCAAGGCUACUGAAUGAGCUGGAAGGACCUACGUUUUACUGUAUAUGUCAAUGUUUCUGUUAAUAUAAAAGAGUGGCUAGCUAAUUGUUUGCAAUGUUUGAAAUUAUGUAUUAAUGUAUAGCAUACAUUAGUAGGUAUGUUUUGUAUUUUGUGUUUUUGGGUGUGAUAAUAAAAAUGUAAAAUUUG